AUGAAGGUUUUUGUAUGUAUUUUAGCCAUUUUGGCUGCCACCUGUUCGGCCGGAUUUAUUGGCGGCGGUAACAUUGGAAGUGGUGGCGGUGGUGGUGGUAGGGAAGUGAAAACUGUCAAAGUAAUUCAUCAAGAUGUUGGUCAUGUUGGUGGAGGCGGCGGUCAUAUUGGAAUCAAUCACGUUGGUGGUGGUCAUAUCGGAGGUGGUCACCAAACACAACAAGUGAAAACAGUUAAAGUAAUUCACCAAGAUGUUGGUCACAUCGGAGGUGGUCAUAUCAGUGGUGGACAUAUUGAAGGUGGUCAUAUCGGAGGUGGUCACAUCGGAGGUGCACAUCAUGACGUCAAAACUAUUAAAGUAAUUCAUAAAGAUGUUGGCCACAUUGGCGGUGGUCAUGCUAUUGCAAGUCCAAUUGGUGGCGGUCACAUAAGUGCAGGCCAUCAAGAAGUAAAAACUAUAAAGGUAAUACAUAAGGAAGCUGGUCAUGGCGGUGGUUUUGUAAAUGCCGCUAAUGUUGGAUUUUCCGAAAGUCAUGGUAGUCAUGGUGGUAAUGGUGGACAUGGUGGUCAUAAAGAAGUUAAAACAAUCAAAGUAAUACACCAAGACGGUGGACAUAAUAGCGGUGGAUAUACUGGUUUUGUUGGUGGCCAUAGCAAUCAUGGUGCCCAUCAUGAAGUUAAAACUUUAAAAGUUAUUCACGAAGAAGGUGGUCAUAUUGGCGGUGGUGGACAUGGCAGUCAAGUCGGUCACAACCAUUUUGGUAAUCAUGGUGGUCAUGGUGGGCAUGGUGGUCAUGGUGGACAUCAUGAAGUCAAAACUGUUAAAGUUAUUCAUGAAGAAGUUGGUAAUGUCGGAGUUGGUCACACGGAAGGAGCUCAUUUCUCUGCAGGCCAUGGCGAUUUCGCUGCAGGCAUAAAUCAUGGUAAUCAAGAUAUUAAAACUAUAAAAGUAAUUCAUCAGGAAGGUGGACAUGGAGGAGUUUCUGGUGGUGAAAUUGUUGGUGGUGGACAUGGUGGUCUUGUUGGCCAAGAAAUUGAAACUGUUGCUGUUUUACAUCAAGAAAAUGGUGGACAUAUUGGAGCUGGACACAUUAGUGGUGGAUUCGAACAUGGUGGACACCAAGAUAUAAACACGAUUAAAGUUAUUCAUGAAGAACACGGUCUUGGUGGCGGUUUCGCUGGAGGUCACAGCUUUGGUGGACAUGGACAUGGUGGUUUUAUCGGUGGAGGCAACGGACAUGAUGAAGUGAAAACUAUAAAAGUAAUACAUCAUGAAAGCCAUAACACUGGUGUAAGUGGCAGUAUACCACAUUCCGGCUACUUGCCACCAGCACCUGUAUCAGGCGGUUGGUAA
Molecule: messenger RNA, 1353 nt
Organism: Teleopsis dalmanni
Lineage: Eukaryota; Metazoa; Arthropoda; Insecta; Diptera; Diopsidae
Product: glycine-rich cell wall structural protein-like
Exons: 5
Coding region: 1-1353 (450 amino acids)
Source: RefSeq, a predicted model, not a curated record